Messenger RNA from Stylonychia lemnae, 1131 nucleotides. NCBI's taxonomy places the organism in Eukaryota, Ciliophora, Spirotrichea, Sporadotrichida, Oxytrichidae. The record is from the annotation of a GenBank genome assembly.
AUGAAUAAAACUUUGAAAGUUCAUGUUGAAGAGGCCUUAUUUGCGCUUGAUUUGGCUGAGUAUUUGUAAUAACAAAUGGAGAUGAUCGAACAAAAAUAUGGGAUUAAUUUGAAGAUAUUCAGAGGCAAACUUGGUCUUGUCAUAAGAUUCAUUAAACCAUCAGAUGAGAUGUGUUUCAAGUAUGGACUUGUAGUCCAAGGAGGUGAGGCUGUGCUUUGGCAAAUGUGUGAAGUCCCCUAAUAUCUGCCUUAGUUAAUAGAUGAUAGAAAAUCGUCAAUGCAAGUUAAAUAGCUAUUAGACUCUUAGUACGAUGACAAAGGCGUUGAUAAAUUCCAUAAUCAUGAGAUAAUCAAUCUCUAGAGCUUCCAUUAAGAUUUGCAAAGUAAGUUUGACGAUCAUACACUGCGAUAACUUAGUUUCCCUACAAGACAUCAUAACUUUGAACAUAUGAGCCCCUACCUUCGUCAUUAUUUGAAUAACCACGGUGACUCAUUCUAACUCUAUUAAGACUUCUAUAGUUUAAGAACUAGGCAAUUUGAGAAAUAAGUGAUCCGUUGGUUUUCCGAACUAUAUAGAUCUCCUAAUCCAGAAAAAAUAUGGGGUUACAUGCCUUCAGGUUCUACAGAGAAUAUUGCAUCCUAAGAUAAAACUAGAGAUUUGCCAGUUGAAGAAAUAAAAAAUGCUUAAUUUGAUUUUUCAUUUGAAGAGGUGAAGAGUAUUACUACUAGUAUUCAUAAAUGGAUUCCUUCACCCUUUCCAUCAGGCUAAGACUACACUCUUUCAACAUCAAGAAAUGGUCACGCACCUUUAUUUACAUGGGAUUAUUUGAUGAAUAAAACUUUGAAAGUUCAUAUUGAUGAAGCUUUAUUUGCGCUUGAUUUGGCUGAGUAUUUGUAAUAACAAAUGGAGAUUAUCGAACAAAAAUAUGGGAUUAAUUUGAAAAUAUUCAGAGGUAAACUUGGUCUUGUCAUAAGAUUCAUAAAACCAUCUGAUGAAAUAUGUUUCAAGUAUGGACUUCUUGUGCAAGGAGGUGAGGCUGUUGUGUUUAUUAUGCCUGAAAAAACGAAGGAACUCUGCGAUAACUUUAUUGAGGAUUUAAAAAAUGAUUUUGUUUUUAAGUCGAAAUCAUGA